Messenger RNA from Schistosoma guineensis, 159 nucleotides. Lineage: Eukaryota; Metazoa; Platyhelminthes; Trematoda; Strigeidida; Schistosomatidae. The record is from the annotation of a GenBank genome assembly.
GUAAUGCUACUAAGAAACUUGGAUACUAGCCGUGGACUUGUCAACGGAGCACGAGGCAUAGUAGGAAAGAUAAACAGUGAUACUGGUCUUCCUGAAGUUCGAUUUUAUCCCGCAAAAGCGAAUGGAUCUAAUGGCAUCUUACAUGUUGUGCAAAUUUAA